This is a messenger RNA of Fusarium venenatum, 834 nucleotides long. RefSeq lists its product as uncharacterized. The record is from RefSeq and is a predicted model, not a curated record. NCBI's taxonomy places the organism in Eukaryota, Fungi, Ascomycota, Sordariomycetes, Hypocreales, Nectriaceae.
AUGUCGAGAACCGAUGAUGAUAGCGGUGCUAGUGUCCAAACAUAUGCGCCCGCUUGUACCGACAUGCUCGAUGUGUUCACGUCUUGCACCAACAAAUUCGAUGGUUUCACGAAUCUUGCUUUCAAGGAGCAGGCCUCGUGUUAUUGCUGUCGCACUUCACGCCGUAGUGCUGUUUGGACCGAUGAGUUUGGCAGUUACGCUUCUUCCUGCGCCGACUGGGCCAUCACUGGUGAACCAGACACUGCUUACUCUGUUGCUAAAACCUUUGAGACUUUCUGCGAGCGCUUCACUGAUGUCUGCGACGCAUCCGGAACCGUUUCCGAGUUGAUCACUACGACGGACGACGGCGUAAGCGCCGAAACCGACAGUAGUAGCUCCAGCGAGGGGGGAACUGUUACAAUCACUCGCGUUAUAGGGGAAAUGGGCGUUACAAACUCACCAUCGGACACUUCCAACGACAAAGGUGGCCUCAGUACUGGAGCAAUUGCUGGGAUCGCUGUUGGAGUCGGGCUUGUAGCGCUACUCGCCCUGUCUGGAAUAUUCCUCUGGUGUUGGAAGACGAAGCGGUCCACCCAAAGCCCGACCACUGAGCAGCAGAUACAACCAAUCCAGCAGGAGCAACCAAUAGUCUAUAUGCCUUAUGGUCAGCAGCCUCCCGUUCACGGUAGGCCAUCUCAUUUCAGUCCUGUCUAUCCAGGUAACGAAAGUUAUCAAACAUCAUCACUUCCUCCUCAACCACCAGGACAGACGCAAUUUGCAGCAGAGAUGUCAGCGGGGAAAGAACCUGUUGAAGCUGUUGAGGUAGGGGGCAGAGAAAUUAAGUCAUGGUACUAG